CCUUUGUAGGAAAUGCUGUUCACAAAGAAUACAGCUUAUUCCAGCAAGGCAGACAGUUGUUCUCAACAAAGAGGCUGGAUGCACACUGAGAAAGGACCUAUAAACCACAAAAUGAAGGCUGCUGAAUCUGAUGGAUCACAUAAUAUCUCUGUGUCUCUCCUGAAAUCUGUUCUCAAGGAAAGAGAGGUUAAAAUAAAUGAUCUCAGCCAAAUUUUAAAGAGGGAACGAACUGAAAAACUGCGCUUAAUAGAGGAAAAGGAACAACUUCUUGCCGAAAUCGAAACACUUAGGAACGAAUUUCAGGUCAUGACAUUUGAUAAGGAGAGAAAAAAACAAGAUGCUUUUAAUUCAUUUGACCCCAACUCCCCUGUGGUUCUUCAAAAAGAAAUUGUUAACCUCAAAAGCCAGAUAAAUGACCUACAAGAAGCCAAUGAAAGUGCAGUUAUAGAGCUAUCCAAAGCUGAUGAGGAGAUUUCACAAAAUAAGAAAGACAUGGCCAGGCUUAAAGCAGACUAUAACCAGAAACUGGAAGAUUCUCAUGAAGAAAUCAAAUUGCUUAAAGAAAAGAUAAAUCAGAUCCCAAACAUAUGCUGCCACACAGAGGAUAACGAUGAUGGCCUUCUCAGGGAGAUCUCCCAGCUGAGGAGUGAGUGCAGAAGACUGAGGACUCACAGUCAUCAGCUGAGUGAGCAAAACCACCAUCUGCAGGAAGAGAUGUGGGAUAUCAAAAGGCGAUAUGAAUCUUUACUAAAAAGAGCAACAUGUUUCCCAAAUGGGCAAAACAAUGGAGAAUCCGCCGGGCCACAUACUGAUCUGUACAAUAAAGGAUCUUUCUCUAAAGACUGGAUUUCUGAGGAGAACAGUCUUUACAGGAACGAUGCUUUUAAAGUUGAUGGAACAUUUUCAAAAUGCAAAGCAGUCUUAGGUUCUCCGAACAUAAAAGAACCAUGGGAAAGUAAACAUGAAGAACGUUUUACAAACAAUGCAUCUCCUUUUUCAAUGGACAGUGAAAACACUGAUCUACUUGUCGGGGGAUAUCAUGAAGACAGCCCUCACAAACCUUCCCAAACAGGCAUGGGAGGUGAGACUGGAAACACUUUUUUCAACCAUUCUUCUGUUUUAAUUGGAUCAUAUGAACCAAAGGCAUUGAAUGAUAAUGAUUUGUUUUCUGUUAAAAACAAAGACAGCACCCCAUGGAAUUCGCCCCAUCAAAGUCCCAAAGCAGCUGCUGCUAGAGCUUCCUUCUGCAAGCUAGUUGGCAACACUAGAAUGAAUCUCUCCGUUUUAACACGACGCCCUUUUGCGCCAAAGACUGCUGACGAUCUCAAGGUUGGCAAUUUGGUGAAGUUCUCUCGACCGGCAGGUAAAAUAAGUAAAGGUACAAUACAAUACAAGGGAUACCUACGUGGAAGAGAAGAGAUUUACUUGGGAGUCGAAUUGGAAGGCAAUGAGGUUGGAAAGCAUGAUGGUACCUUCCAGGGAGCCCGUUACUUCCUAUGCAAACCUAACAAAGGUGUGUUUGUUAAUUUCAAUAAAAUCAUCAUGGCCUGGGAAUAAAUGCCUUUACAGUGUAGCAAGAAGCUUGUGCACCACACCAGGUGUUAUUUUCCUGCAUGGUUUGUUAAUAAGUAUUAUUUUCACCCGAAAGGCUAAAUGGGGCAGCUGAAGGAUUACACUUUUGAACUCAUCAGCUUAUAAUGCAUAAUGUUAUAUGGAGAUAUUGCUAUAACCAUGUAUUAUCCCGGUGCCAUAAUUUAAAAACAUUAACCGUCUAAUGAGCUGGAAAAACAAAAUGGGGAAAAAAAAUGGUUAGAACUUCAAUCGAUGUUGGGACAUCACGAAUCGUACAAUAUGAUUUUGAGCAACCUUGAAACAGAUGAUGUGAAACAACCCACUACAUAUAUGCUAAAGAAGAAGGGCAAUGAUGUCAGAAGAAAGACGUAGACUUGUGUGAAAUGAUCGGACUUCGGGUAUAGCAGAAUGGGUAACUUAUGUUCUUGAAAUUCAGUUCGCACACCGUGGGGUACCUGCUCCCAGAAAAACACAUCACGAAUGCACGUGUACACAUCUAAAAGAACCUGAUCCAUGCACCAUCAGAAUAGGAAUCGUGUCUGUGACAGGGGUUGGGUAUGUUCAUGGUACAUAUGAAACAUUAAGUCUCAAAAAUAAAAAUCUUUGCGUGUACAGGCUGUACACACAC
Messenger RNA from Spea bombifrons (plains spadefoot toad), 2200 nucleotides. RefSeq lists its product as uncharacterized. The transcript has 11 exons. The coding region runs from base 13 to 1557 and encodes 514 amino acids. NCBI's taxonomy places the organism in Eukaryota, Metazoa, Chordata, Amphibia, Anura, Pelobatidae. The record is from RefSeq and is a predicted model, not a curated record.